AUGUCGCCAGCCGAGUCUCAAGCCUACAACCUCCCGGCCAUCAUGAUCAAUGGCCAGGCGCUCCCCAGUGUGCCAGAAAAUGUCCACGCAAACCAGCCCAAGGUGAUGGAGCCCAUGGCUUGGAAGGAGAGAGAUCCAUUGACUGACUGGCUGGUGGCUUGGGCCCCCAUUCUUCGUACAGACCCUGAGCGUCCCCAUCCCAAGGACACCACAGAUCUGCGAGGCGGCGAACGAAGCGAGAUGUGCCCUGGUCGAUUCUGCUUCAUCAUCCCGUGCCCACUGCCCUGCGACUUUUGCAUCUGCUAG
Molecule: messenger RNA, 306 nt
Organism: Cryphonectria parasitica EP155
Lineage: Eukaryota; Fungi; Ascomycota; Sordariomycetes; Diaporthales; Cryphonectriaceae
Exons: 2
Coding region: 1-306 (101 amino acids)
Source: RefSeq, a predicted model, not a curated record